AAAAAGAGCGUAAGUCAUAGAUAUAUCUACUUCACGUUCAACAAUUUUGAAAUUCGAAAUGGCAAUUCUUUUUUCCAUUCUUUUGGUAGUAAACUAGUAUUAUCUAUCAUUGAAAAUGAAUCCUUUUUUUAUUGUCUUGAAAACUGUAGACUACGUUAUAUAAAAAGAUAAUUGGAUCACGUUCUGUACCACAGAAAGCUACCAAACCAUUGAGUAAAUUUAAUUUGAAAAUUUCAAAUAAAAGAAAUUUGAGCAUACUUUACUGAUCUCUAUUGAAUAUUUUUUAUUUCUUGUUUCUGUUUUACAGUGUUUCUGAAUGUAAUUUAUUUAAUAAUGACCAAUAUAAACACUAGAGUAUAGUAUCAGUAUAGUAAAUAGACAAGUCUGGAGAAUGACAAUAAUGCAAGACUGUUUGUUCUAUGAAAUGAUAAGUUCUCACAAAAUAAAGAUUUUCUUGUCAUCCCUACCGAAUCGUAGUUUCGUCAUUUUGCCCAAUCGUGAUUCUUAGAAUUGAGGAUUUUCACGAAUUUUUAAAUUUCUACGAUCAUAACCAAAGGAUUGAAAAAAAAAAAACAUAAAAAGCAAUUGAUAAGACCAUAAAAAAAAUAUUCUACGUAUCGUACGCAUUGAGUGUGUUUUUCCUAACUUCAAACUUUAAAAGUCUAAUAACUAAUAAUGAUAAAUGCAAGAGAAGAAAAAUUUAGUAAAUAACUAGUAAUGAGUAAAUAAUUAAUAGAAAUUAAUGAUGAUAAAUAUAGCGAGAGAAAUCUGUAACAAGAAAUUGCACUCUCAACUUUGUCCCCUUUUCUUUUCGCAGUAUUUCCGUAAUUUAAACACUAGAGUCUCCGUCAUAUACAUCGAAACCUGGCAGGGCAAGAACCAGGCGGACAUCACCGCGGGCAUGGAUAUCGGUGUCGCUUUGCUCAAUUUAAACGAUUACGCGAUGCGAAGGAUGUUCCAAGUUUCUCACGACACGACACAGUUACUCACGGGUGAAACGUUCUACGGUGGAGAAUCGGGGGUGGCCGUACCUUCGACCGUCUGCAAACAGAAAUCCGUAGGGAUCAGCGUCGAUUUGAACACCUACGAGCCUCAUCUUUUAGCUGGUACUAUGGCUCACAUGAUCGGCCACAAUAUCGGCAUGAGCCACGACGAUGGAAGAAGCGAGUGUAUCUGCCGCGAAUGGCACGGAUGCAUCAUGGCUCAAUCGAUCGUGGGCUUGGAGAACGUUCAGCCGUACACGUUUUCCGAGUGUAGUAAAACAGAUUACAUAGAGUCGUUAAGAAGCGGCAACGGCUUUUGUCUUUUGAAUAAACCAAACGAGGUGGAAGUAAGGAGAUCUUGCGGGAACAAGAUAAUCGACGACGGGGAACAAUGCGACUGCGGAUCGAUCGAGGAGUGCCCCGAUCUUGAUCCUUGCUGCGAUCCCAUCACCUGCAGACUCACCUCGGAAGCGCAAUGCGCGUCUGGCCCUUGCUGCAGCGAUUGCAAGCUUCUGGCGCGUGGCGUCGUGUGCCGGGACUCGACCAACGAAUGCGAUUUGCCGGAAGUCUGUACCGGUGAGACCGGCCAAUGCCCACAAGAUGCCUACAAGAAGAACGGCAAUCCCUGCUCGAACAACGCCGGAUACUGUUACAAUGGCGUUUGCGCGGCGUUGGAUCUUCAGUGCGAGCAGAUCUGGGGAUACGGCGGCGUAGCCGCGGAUCAACAAUGUUUCGAGCAAUUCAACUCCAAGGGCUCGCUAAGUGGACACUGUGGUACUGACACCACAUCCGGUCACUACAUCAAGUGCGAGCUAGAGAACGUCCGUUGUGGAUCAUUGCAGUGUCAGCAAGGUAGCAAGCAGCCAAUGAUAAUCGGAAUAGAUCACUCGAGAACCAUAAUCUCGAUAAAAGGCGAGGAGUACGAGUGCAAGUAUGCACUAACAUGAACAAGUGCUAUUGCAACCUUGGAUGGAGUGGGCCGGAUUGUUCCAUACCGCAGGAUAUUCCAACUUUGGCGCCGCUACCGCCUCUCACCGAAUCACCUGGUAAAAAUAGUUCAGAUCCUAAAAUAGGGAAGAAAGAGACCCCCUACGAAUCAAAGAACAACACUCUUAGCACCGGGACGAUGGUAUUAAUCCUGGUGGGUGUGGUCAAAGGAGUCUUCAUUUGUUUUGCACUAAUGGCUGUUUGCUACAGGUACAGUAGCAAGAUAAAAGUUCUUGAGUGGGUUCGACCUGCCCGCCUGUCAUUGUCAACCUCGCAUCCUCGUAAUCGGCGAAUUUCUCGCAGAAGGAAGAGCACCGUCCAGAAGUACGACCAACCGUACGUGAAGAAACCGCCGCAGAGGAGUUACAUGGUUUCCGGCGUCUCCGGAAACCAUCAUCCGGGACACGCGGUCCUGGACAAUGUCAACAGCAAGAUCCUCACCUUUAACAGUAUGCCGAAUGUCAGGGAGCAUAAAUCGCAGAUGAAGAGGCCCGGUAUGGCCGACGAGGACGGAGAUACGGGAGCGGACGAGGUCGUCUCAUUCAUCGAUUUGCAACAGAACAGUCUGAAGUUGCCUGAAAAGGGAAUAUUAAAGAAACACGGUAGUUACGGUAUUGCAAUGAUUGUUAAUUAUAUACCAGCGAGUAAACUGACAGUUCGGGCGUAA
Heterotrigona itama is the source of this 2637-nucleotide messenger RNA. The record is from the annotation of a GenBank genome assembly. Lineage: Eukaryota; Metazoa; Arthropoda; Insecta; Hymenoptera; Apidae.